Messenger RNA from Leucoraja erinaceus (little skate), 1727 nucleotides. Its product is annotated as zona pellucida-like domain-containing protein 1. NCBI's taxonomy places the organism in Eukaryota, Metazoa, Chordata, Chondrichthyes, Rajiformes, Rajidae. The record is from RefSeq and is a predicted model, not a curated record. Gene Ontology annotation, cellular component: cell surface. Bases 468 to 1697 code for a protein of 409 amino acids. The transcript has 10 exons.
UUUGAUCACUGUUUUUUUUUGCAUUUCUCUGUUCAAACUUGAUGGUAACCUGUAUUAUGUACUCGACCCUUUCAAGUGGGUUACUUAAUUUUUUAAAAACCCACAUUUGGCUGCACAAUAAUUCAGCAGAAGACACAAUGGUGGUGGGUUAACACCGAGUUUUUAUUUUCAGUUGAAUGCAACAACUGCAUUGUAAGACGUGUUUCAUAUAGUUAAAGCAUUUUUCUGGGGGAGAGCAGAGGAAGAACUGAAAACAAAUGGGUUCCUGGGUUUAUAAAGGCAGGUACAGAAUUAAUGCCAGAAAAGUAAAAACUAUGUUUUCCACAUGAAUAAAAUGAUCAAAAUAAGCAUGAGUACUUAAUGAGAAGCAAAAAGAAAAAUAUGUGGUAUGUAUCUAUGUAUGGAGUAGUAUCUUGUUUUAGUCUGCCUGUUUCCUUUACAGGUGUCUUGUCUAUUAAACAGGCAAUAUGCUGUUCCCCCUCUACUCAUUCAUUGGUAUGAUACUUCUCCAGGUAAUGGAUUCUCAAAGUAUACUUAUUCACAAUCAAGAAUGUGGAUCAACUUACCGACUUCCAGACAAUGAUGAUAUCAAAGUGGUCUGUGGAACCCAAGAUGUGCAACUAUCGAUCUAUUUGUGCCCAAUUUAUUUUGCGGGUUACAACGAGAGUCAUGUGGCGUUAAACAAACAAUACCAGGACUCUAAAUGCCACGGGAAGGUGGAUGAUUCCGUUUCUCCUCCCGUUCUCAAGUUUUCAUUUCCCAUCAGUAAUGUCAACUCCACAUCCUGUGGAAACAAAAUUAUGAUCACCAGUGCCCAAGGAACGGGUGCUUUUAAAGACUUUUCAAACAUCCAAUUUGUCAAUAUCAGUGGUUUGAUAGAAACCAACGACCCAGUAACAAACAUCAUAACCUACAACCAGGAAUUGGUGUAUCUGUAUUCCUGCUCCUACCCUUUGGAGUACUUCCUCAAUGAUACUAAACUGGAUGUUGCAGGAGUCAGCAUAGCGAUCAAGGAUAACAAUGGGACCUUCAGGAGCACUCUCACACUUCAGCUUUACAGUGACUCAGGUUACAAAAAUUCUAUGAUCAUCCCAAACACAGGACUCAUCUUGAAAACUAAGAUUUAUGUAGAAGUAAAAGCUGUCAACUUAACUGAAAGGUUCAAUGUCCUUCUUGAUCGUUGCUAUGCCUCAACUUCACCAUUUCAUUUAAAUUCUUCCCAAACAUAUGAUCUCUUCGUUGGAUGCAAUAAAGAACCACAGACCAACAUUGUGUCUAACGGAAAGAACCAGUUUGCAAGGUUCUAUUUUGAAGCAUUCCGCUUCACUGAGCAUCGAGACCUGGCUGUCUCCACCUUCUAUCUGCACUGCAUCACACGUCUCUGUGCUCAAGCUGCUUGCAGUGAAUUUAAUAAAUGUGCCAGGUCAAAAAGAGAAGCACCGGCCACACUCACUACUCCGACGCCAGAUGCAGUAUCCAACUCCGCGACAAUUAGUUCCUCACGUGUCCUGACCAAGAAUGAUAAUGUGGUGAACACAAAUGAUGAUUCAGCAUCAGCUUUAGCUGUUCAACAGGCCAUGAGUGUGUACACUGGUCUGGGAGUUGGAUUGGGAAUCUUGGCUGUAACUUGCAUUGUCAUGAUUGCAACAGGUAUACUACUGUAUCGAAGAUUCAAGAAAAACAGCACCUUAAAAUAAGCUGGGAAGCAUGUAAAAAAAUAUAAAAAU